Harpegnathos saltator (Jerdon's jumping ant) is the source of this 5758-nucleotide messenger RNA. RefSeq names its product N-deacetylase and N-sulfotransferase sfl (gene sfl). Gene Ontology annotation, molecular function: hydrolase activity; deacetylase activity; heparan sulfate N-sulfotransferase activity. Gene Ontology annotation, cellular component: Golgi apparatus. Bases 1 to 2664 code for a protein of 887 amino acids. The transcript is spliced from 12 exons. NCBI's taxonomy places the organism in Eukaryota, Metazoa, Arthropoda, Insecta, Hymenoptera, Formicidae. The record is from RefSeq and is a predicted model, not a curated record.
AUGAAGAUAUCCGCGAGUGAAGGUGGCGUUCCUCUACUGGGCGCCGUCGGUCCGCGCUACAUCGUCAAGCAGGCGACGGUGAAGCGGUGCGUCGUAGCGCUACUGCUCAUCUCCAUCGCCAGUAUAUUCUACUACACCCACUACAUCAUCAGCAGCCCGUUCUCCAGUUUGAUACAUCGGGACACGAGACCGGAACCGGCGAUACGAUGCUCGACGCUGAGAGGCGCGACCAGACUGCCGUCAGCACCGGACCAUCGCAGUGAAGCUCGGCUGAGGAUAGACCCGAAGGUGUUGGUCUUCGUGGAGACGCUGUACUCGAGGCUGGGCCGAGAGAUAGCCGAGCUGCUAGUUUACAAUCGAAUCAAGUACAAAGUGGAAGUGGCCGGCAAGUCUUUACCAGUACUGACGAACCUCGACAAAGGUCGUUACGGGGUGCUGAUCUUCGAGAACCUGAACAAGUACCUGCAGAUGGACAAGUGGAAUCGCGAGCUGCUGGACAAGUAUUGCAGGGAAUAUUCAGUCGGCAUCGUCGGUUUUGCCCCACCCGGAGAGGAGAGCCUGGUCGGUGCUCAGCUCAAGGGCUUUCCGCUUUUUAUACACACGAAUCUUAGGUUGAAGGAUGCUCAGCUGAAUGCGGCGUCUCCUAUUCUCCGAUUAACCAGAUCGGGGGAAACGGCCUGGGGACCACUUCCUGGCGGCGACUGGACUAUUUUUCAGGCCAAUCACAGCACCUACGAGCCGCUCGCUUGGGCGCACCGAGACAGCCUCGACUAUCCGGCCAACAAGAGUCCCUUGGCCACCGUCAUCCAGGAUCAUGGCCGGUACGACGGGAUCCAGAGGGUCCUCUUUGGCAGCGGGCUGCGAUUCUGGCUGCACAAGCUGCUGCUGUUGGACUCGUUGUCCUACUUGUCGCAUGGGCAACUGAGCCUCAGUUUGAAUCGCAUGAUCCUAGUGGACGUGGACGAUAUAUUCGUGGGCGAGAAGAGCACCCGACUGAGGAAAGACGACGUAAUGGCGUUGCUGGCCACGCAGCAGAGGAUCCAGGCGCUCGUGCCGGGGUUCAAAUUCAAUUUGGGGUUUUCCGGCAAGUAUUUUCAUCACGGGACGGCGGAGGAGAAUUUGGGGGACGACAUGCUUCUGGAGAACGUAGACAGAUUUACGUGGUUUUCCCACAUGUGGAAUCACCAACAACCGCACCUCUACGAGAAUGUAACUCAUCUGCAAUUGGACAUGGCGCUGAACAAGCAGUUCGCGAAGGACCACGGUAUACCGACCGGAAGCGGAUACAGCGUAAGUCCGCAUCACUCCGGCGUCUAUCCGGUCCACGAAGGCCUCUACGAGGCGUGGAAGAGGGUCUGGAACAUCAAGGUCACCAGCACCGAGGAGUAUCCACACCUGAGACCAGCUCGUUUGAGACGCGGCUUCAUUCACCGUAAUAUCAUGGUCCUACCCAGACAAACUUGCGGCCUUUUCACUCACACAAUUUUCAUCGAGAGGUAUCCGGGCGGGCGGGAAAAGCUGGACGAGUCGAUACAGGGCGGCGAACUUUUCCAAACGAUCGUGUAUAAUCCGAUAAAUAUUUUUAUGACACACAUGUCGAAUUACGGAAACGAUCGAUUGGCGUUGUACACGUUCGAGUCGGUCAUCAAAUUUAUUCAGUGCUGGACGAAUCUGAGACUGUCCAGCGCGCCGCCGCUUCAGCUCGGGGAGCGUUAUUUUCAGCUUUACCCCGAGGAGGCCGACCCGGUGUGGGGGAAUCCGUGCGACGAUCAGAGGCACCAGAAGAUCUGGUCUCGCAAUAAGACCUGCGACCAACUGCCGCGGUUCCUGGUAAUCGGGCCUCAGAAAACCGGCACCACAGCGUUGUACACAUUCCUCUCUAUUCACCCGGCGAUAAGCAGCAACCUACCGAGCCCCGACACCUUCGAGGAGAUUCAAUUUUUCAACGGGAAAAAUUAUUACAAGGGUCUCGAUUGGUACAUGAGCUUCUUCCCGACGGCGAAAAACGAGAGCUCUCGGUACCUCUUUGAGAAAUCCGCCACUUACUUCGACGGAGAAUUGGUACCGCGGAGGGCACACGCGCUUUUACCGAGAGCCAAACUAAUCACUAUAUUGCUCUCCCCAGCCAGACGCGCUUACUCAUGGUACCAGCAUACCAGAGUGCACGGGGAUCCGGUAGCGAACAAUUACUCCUUUCAUUCGGUCAUCACGGCGAGCGAUUCCGCGCCGAAGCCCCUGCGGGACCUCAGAAAUAGGUGUCUCAAUCCUGGCAAGUACGCCCAGCAUCUGGAAAGGUGGCUGUCGUUUUACGUGCCGCAACAACUGCACAUCAUCGACGGCGAGCAACUGCGGCAGAAUCCCGUAGAAACGUUGCACGAGCUGCAGCGGUUCCUCAAGAUCACGCCCGCCUUCAAUUACUCCUCGCACUUGAGGUACGACCCGAAGAAGGGUUUCUUUUGCCAGGUGACCAACGAGGAUCGCACUAAAUGCCUCGGCAAGAGCAAAGGCCGCCAAUAUCCGCCGAUGGAGGACAGAUCGUACAAAUUGUUACAGAGAUAUUAUCUGUCCCACAACACGGCUCUGGUGAAGCUGUUGAAGCGGCUCGGAUCCAGAACGAUUCCGCAAUGGCUGAAGGAAGACCUCACCGACACUGUGAUGACCUAGCAAACGCUGAUCGCGUGAAACUCCAACGUUUCCCGUUUGUUCGCUUCCGCCGUGAGCGAGAUACAUCGCUUGCUGGCGGAAGACCUGUAAAUUAAUUGUAUAUUCGACGCCCCACUGGAUUCCACAACUUCAGAGGAAGAACCCAUGCCUGGCCUAUCCCAGUGGACUGGCCUAAUUUAUGGGAAGCCUGCAAAGCUAGUCACUAAGCGGCUUUAUUUACGAAGCCACAAUUGUAAUUGUCGAUCGUUGUUAAACUAAUAGUACUGCGGAAGUUAUCAUGAUUAUUUGAUAUUUUUUAUUAAACUUGGUAGCAUUCUUAAUUUUACUACCGUCAGUAGUAAUUUUUUUUUACUGUCGUUAUUAUCAUCGUUACCACGUUAUAGAGGCGAGAAAUGUUUAAAAAAAAAAAAAGAGAGAUACAAGGCGCUUACUGAUGUCCGUUAAUUGCGAUAAUAAGCGCCUUUCAUCCUAUUUUUAUCGAGUGCACAAGAUUGAUCGAAGAUAAGUCGUUCAAGUCGUGUAAGUUUUCCAUUCGAAUUAAAAUGUUUUUUUUUUAAGUAGUUUUUUUGAAAAAAGAAAAAAAACAAAUUUGUUUCUACGAUUUAUAUUUCUUGUGUCAAAAGGUAAAGUUUCGUGUGGGUAAAUAUUUCUGAGGUAAGAAUAAAACAGCAAUCUUUAGUAUCAAAGUGAACACACACAUAAUGAAUAAUUAAAAAUUCAAUUUUCUCAUUUAAGAUUCGAUGUCGAAGUACGAUUUAUCGUCGAUGAAUUAUUUUUCUUUUUGCGCUAAUCGUCGGAUCGUCCAUAUGAGCGUGAGACUUUGGGGCUCCGAGCUUUUUCCUCGAGCCCGCCAACUUUCGGAGAUACAGUGUAUAUUAAUUCUUGUUGCGUAAGCGUAUUUGAGAUCGAUGCUGGCGGCAAUGAGCCGACGAGGAGUCUAUGUAUAUUUUGACAAUACUAUUCUUGGUACCGGCGUUGUGGAAAAAGCCAGCAACAAAAAAGUUUUGUGAUCGCGUCCGUUUGUACACUGAGAUGUAACGUAUUAUUUUGAUGUUAAGAUAGAUGUACCAUAAAAAGGAUCCAAGAUGAUUAAAAUCAGGCAUAUUCAGAGUGAGCCCGAAGAUUUUCAGAUCUCCCGAAUAUGAUUAGAAAACGUACGUUUAUUCGCAAUAAUAAUCGCUAACAGAUUUGAGACUCGUGCGACGCUUGUUGGAGCAACACAUGACUGUUUGGAAAAUACCGCGCAGAUUUACUCGCUGAUAAACUGUCCCCGAAACUGAUAUGCAGAUUAAAAAUUGGAUAUAACUCACCGCCUAUUGUACACCGAGCUGACGAAACGUUUGUUCGAUAAGUGUCGCGGAAAACGUAAGCUUCAGCGGUCAUUAAAAAUGAUCAUGUUGUGGCUACUCGACGUUAUUUUUUGCGAUAUUUUUCACCUUUGAUGUGUACAUACAUAGAGGAAGAGAGAGAGAGAGAGAGAGAGAGAGAGCGUGUGUGUUUUUUUCACGCGCGUAUUCAAUUGCUCGUUUUGGAGUGACCUUCGUACAACCGUAUACCACGAGAGAAUAUAUAUAAAAAAAAUCAAUUCAAUAAAAUUAUGCUGGCUGGACAAACGCCGACAAAAGAUCUGAUUAUUGUGCGCGUUAACUUUAUUUGUUAUUUACACGCGUAUGUCAUCCUCGAUAAUAUAUAAGCAAUGUACAAAUACUUUUAAUGAUACUGUCCGCGUAUCUGUGACCACGUAACUGUACAUUAUAACUAAGUAAUUCAUGAAAGAAUUUGAAGCGUGGCCCAAUUACGCCCUGCACGUGACAUAUGCUCGGCGCAUCUUUUGCACGGUGAAACGUACCGGCUAAUGUGUACGAAUCGUUCGAUGAUUUCGGUCCAAGACGAGCAAUCCAGUGUCUUAAUGGAAGAGGAACGCUCUUUUUAUUCGCGAGUCUCGGUAAGCGCGGAUUGUGUUGUGUCCUGGUGGAAUGUUUUGUUAUGUUUUGUAGAACCUAUUUUCGUUUUCAGACUGCCGUUGAAUUAUGCCAUAUAACGUUUAACGAAUCAUGUAUAAAGUUUAUUGUUAGUAUUAUAACAGUAGUUACUAACGAUACUCUAUCAACCAAUUGAUCUGUUUCGUCGAAUCGUGCCAUUUUACCAGUGUUGUAUAUACGAUUAUCAAAUACGAUCAACGUACCAAUCGCGACGUCGGUUCUCUAGAGUCAUCAAUAUCCUUAAUUUCGUUUAGUAUGGCGGUAGCAACGAGUGUCCGGCUUGCUACUACCUGACAAUAACGAGAUAAUGACAAAAAAGAUAUAGGUAAUAACCCCGUGGAAUAUCGACCGACGCUCACACAAGAGAGAACGUGUGCGAGUUAGAUCAACGGCUAGCAUUGCAUCAUCGCUGGUCCACCCGUUUAAAACAAUUAUAUCUUUGUAUUUUUGAAACUUGUAUAAUAUUGACAUAUCGUGACGGUAAAAGUGCGCGAUUAGAGAUUAAGUAAUUUAAAUAAUAUAGCGAAAUUGUCCUAUAUUUUGUGUAGCAUCAGUGUCUGAACGCCAUCAGGUUCUCGCACGAAAUCAGGAACUUUAUGAUUACUGACAUAUUCUUUAUUUAUUUAUUUAUUUUGUUCCAUCGUAUAUAUACUAUCUCCAAAUCGAUCAGACCACUCGAAAUCACACUUGCAUAUCAGGCACUGCCACUGAUGAGCGAUGACGAACUGCUAACCGCUGCGAGAUUCCGCGAGGUGCAUCUGUUCCGUGUAUUACAAACGCACAGGAAUGGCGAGCAUUCUGUAAAUAUAUUCUGUUCCAAUAGACUGUCACGCAGGAAAAAAUUGAUGCCAUCGUUGUGCAAACAAACGAAGCCGCGCGUAAGAUGUGUGUGUGUGUGUGUGUGUGUUUGUGUGUGUGUGUGUGCGUGCGUGCGUGUGUGUGUGUGUGUGUGUGUGUGUAUGUACGCAUGUAUGUAUGUGCGUGUGCAUGUGUGCGCGACACCUCGGGAUAGGAUCUUGAAUUAUUUAUAACUUAUGACUACUCUAUUGUAAAAUACUGUAAUAACUGUACGAAUAGUCGUAAGUUCUAAUAAAAAGAGGCCCUGAAAAAUC